Molecule: messenger RNA, 839 nt
Organism: Gilbertella persicaria
Lineage: Eukaryota; Fungi; Mucoromycota; Mucoromycetes; Mucorales; Choanephoraceae
Product: short-chain dehydrogenase/reductase SDR
Exons: 6
Coding region: 1-774 (257 amino acids)
Molecular function (GO): oxidoreductase activity
Source: RefSeq, a predicted model, not a curated record
AUGAAGAUUCAAGGUUAUUUAUUCAUUGUGACUGGAGGUGCAAGUGGGUUAGGUGAACAUGUUGUUCGUUCUAUUGUAGAACAAGGUGGGUUUGUGUCUAUAUUGGAUAUCAAUAUGGAUCGAGGCAAGACUAUAGCUACUGAACUAGGGUCUCAAAAGUGUUUCUUUCCUGGUAUGACAGAUGUAACAAAUGAAGCACAUGUAGACCGUGCUCUUGCUGAUACCCUACAGCAUUUUAAUCAAGUCGUAUUGGCUGGUGCUAUUCUCUGUAGUGGUGUUGUCUAUCCACCUAAAUCCAUAGAAGGCUAUGGACCUGAUCAUGCAUUAACGAGUUACUCCCAAUUUGAACAUAUCAUCAAAAUCAAUCUGCUGGGUACCUAUUGUGUAGCACAGAAAGUAGCCAAUAUACUACUGAAUAAUACGCCUAUGAAUCAAGAUGGUGAAAGGGGCAUGAUCAUCACUGUAUCUUCUAUUCUUGGUCUAGAUGGUACGACUGUAGGCUAUGGUACUUCAAAGGCUGGUGUGGCUGGAUUGACAUUACCCAUGGCUAGAGAAUUAUCCAAGUUUGGUAUUCGUGUGAUGAGUAUUGCACCAGGUCCAUUUGAUACACCUAUUCUGGGUCGAUCCUCUGUUCAUGAUGUGGUGGCUCCAUUUUCUUUAUUUCCUCAUCGAUAUGGUGUACCUCAAGAAUUCACUGACUUAGUCAUGCAAAUCAUUCAUAAUCCUAUGCUGAAUGGUACUGUGAUUCGAUUGGACGGUGCUUUGAGAAGUUAAUCUCACAUGCUAUCGGACUUGAUAAGAUGACUAAUAAAAUAUCCACACAACUCCUUUUUCUUUUC